Molecule: messenger RNA, 1986 nt
Organism: Westerdykella ornata
Lineage: Eukaryota; Fungi; Ascomycota; Dothideomycetes; Pleosporales; Sporormiaceae
Product: RWD-domain-containing protein
Exons: 1
Coding region: 286-1725 (479 amino acids)
Biological process (GO): positive regulation of proteasomal ubiquitin-dependent protein catabolic process; protein polyubiquitination; ubiquitin-dependent protein catabolic process
Cellular component (GO): cytoplasm; ubiquitin ligase complex
Molecular function (GO): ubiquitin conjugating enzyme binding; ubiquitin protein ligase activity; zinc ion binding
Source: RefSeq, a predicted model, not a curated record
CUUCCACAAAUUCACCUCCGAGCAUUCGCUCGUGAAAUUGGACCCUGGAGGAUUUCUUUCGCGAAGCCAACAGAAGUGACUCAGCCAGGAUUCGCCCAAGGGCUCACAGAGGGUUUUUGACCGCGGUUUAAAUACUAACUUAGCUCCUCUAAUCAACCACCCUCUAGAUUUCCUGCCAGUGCUUCCGCCACCAGGCGCCACUUCAACCGCAUUUUACACAGUACAAUUUCUAACCUUUGUGGCUCAAACAUCGGACUCCAUUCAGGAAUAAGCAGAGGAGAUUCCAUGGCUGAGUUCCCUCCAGACGAUGAGCGCAUCGAUGAGUUGACAACGCUGCAAUCCAUAUACCCAGAGCUGGUCCUCGAUUUCGACCAUCCACCGAUACCCACCGCACGUAUCGAACUGCCCGUAGCCCCAGAAAAGCCACUACCCGUGGUUUGCGACUCGGAUUCCUCGGUCCGCAAUCUUUCCCAUCUUCCUCCUCUAAUCAUCGACAUUAUCCUCUCCGAGGGGUAUCCCACUGAACGAGCACCGACCUUCAACCUAACUGCCGACCCACCAUGGCUGCCGGAUAGGGUGCUGGAACAGCUGAUGGAGAAGGGACAUGCGUUGUGGGAGGAGUACGGUGGAAUGCAAAUGCUGUUUGCGUAUCUCAGCUUUUUAGAGGAGUCAGCCAGGACAGCAUUCGGCGCAGCAGAUAGCGCACGCGACGGGGUGCUUAAGCUACCGGAUACCUUGCGGACGCCUAUGCUGGAACUGAACGAGAAACUGGGCAAGGAGCUUUUCGACAAGGGAACAUACGAUUGCGGAAUCUGUCUGGAACCCAAGAAAGGCGGUGCGUGCCAUCGCAUACGUCACUGCGGCCACGUCUUUUGCAAGGCCUGUCUGCAGGACUACUACAACAACUGCAUCAAGGAGGGCGAUGUGAACAAUGUCAAGUGUCUAUCCCCGGAUUGCGGAAAAACUGGCGACGUAAAAGUCGACCGGAAGAAGAAGGACCGGCUGCUCUCCCCGAAAGAGCUCCUACAGAUUCCACUGGAGUUGGAAACGGUAAAACGUUACGCCCAGAUCAAGCGCAAGAAGAAGAUUGAAUCCGAUCCAACCAUCGUCUUCUGCCCUCGCAAAUGGUGUCAGGGCGCCAUGCGCACUGAGAAAUACCCCAAGAUAACAGACGUCAGCCAAAUGGAUGAAUCCGAUAUUGAAGACGGCGAGCCCGUCGCUGCUCCCAAAGCAACAGACCAAGAGAUCAAGUUCCGCGGCGCGCCUAACACAGAUCGUCUAGUCAUUUGCGAAGACUGCAGCCUAGCCUUCUGCAAAGUUUGUCUAGCGCCCUGGCACGGCGAUUUUGAGCGGUGCAUCAACCGCGAACAGAAGGAUUUGACGGAGGAAGAUCAAGCCUCCUUGAACUACAUCCUGAAGAACACGUCGCCCUGCCCUACAUGCUCGGUUCCGUGCUCCAAGUCUUACGGUUGCAAUCACAUGACUUGUUUCCAAUGCAAGACGCACUUCUGCUACCUGUGUGGCGCAUGGCUGCAACCUGAAAACCCGUACGGUCACUUCAACAACAAGAAGAACAAGGCUUGCUUCCAGAGGUUGAUGGAUGGUGCUAUGGGCGAUCAAGCCAAUGGCGAGAUACGAUUCGGUGGCCGGCGUGGAGCGGAGCAGGAGGCGGAAUUUUGGGAACAGGAGGCGCUGCGGAUACAAAUGGAGGAGCUAGGAGGAUAGUCAAUGAGACAGAAAGGGAUCUCCAUGCAUGAUGCAUUAAGGAUUUUUGAGGAUUCGCGAAUUCGGAAAGCGUCGAGACAUGAAGUCCGGUUGGAUGUACAUGUAUGGGGAUUACUCAUGAUGAUGGUGAAGGAUGUUUGCAGUGAUGUACCAUAGCUGGAUGGGAACAUAGCAGCGGGAGUACGAGAGUAACCAGUCGGCAAAGGAUAUACUGGCGUCAUGUCAGAUGAGGAAACGAAAUCAAGACAAUGCUGAACCCUG